Messenger RNA from Cladocopium goreaui, 2217 nucleotides. The record is from the annotation of a GenBank genome assembly. Lineage: Eukaryota; Dinophyceae; Suessiales; Symbiodiniaceae.
UCUCAGAUUUCCAGCAAUGAUGAAAGCUUUUGCAAGUUGGAUAUUUGGAGCUUUGAUUGGUGAAACUGCGGCAGAAGGAGUGGUUGAAGUCCUGCAACCCUUGAGAUCAGCGCCGUUGCAACACUUUUUGAACUGGGAAGCGUACCUUUUCACGGCGGAGGUGCAGCUGCAUGAUGUCACUUCAGAGUUGCGGAUGCGGCUGCUACAGGCGCAGGACAAGGUGUGGGCUGCUGCAUCAAUUCCAGAACUUAGGCUGCAAGUGAACCUUAGCCGCUGGCCGGAUGGGCAAGCACUGUUGCAACAAGCCAUUGCGCCGCAGUCCCUGCAAGACAUAGGAGUGGUGUUGAACAUGGUCCAGCAUUUGUACAACACUUUUUCCAACGACUUCGAAGACAUGAAGACCAAUUUGAAUUACCUUCAACGAGAAAUGGAUGGCCAAGCUCAUCACUUUGCAGUGAAUCUGGAAAUUGUUCUGAAGCAAGCGAGCGUUUUGCUUGGACUGCUCCGUGGUCUUCCGAAUUUCUCGGAAUGUCUCUUCCAGUCCCUGGCUGAAGCCAGAGACAGGCGGCCGAGCAGCGGAAUCUAUGCCAGAGCCUUUCUAUAUUUGCAAAGCAUGGCUGCUGGUCGACCGCACGAUGGAACUGGCUUGCGCGUGCGGUUGUCAACUUUCGCAGGUGAAGAUUUCGACCCCAAGGGUGCCUUCGGUGAGAAACUUGGCGCCUUGCUGCUGCAAAGUCAGGAGAUGAUGAAAAUCCUGGAGGCCAGUGAUUUGUCCCAGAAAGUGGAGCUGGAUUGGUGCGCAGGGACCAAGCAGCUCUGGGAGGUGAACGGUCCGAAUCCCUGCAAAGUGCUGGCGACCGGCUUUGAACGUCUCUCAGGCUGGUUGCUGAAUUGGUUGGUUGGGGGUCAACCCCAACGUCUCUUGAAGAAGAUGCGCCGCAGGCAAUUUGCUGCAGCACCAAACAUCAGCCGUGUUGAAGUUUUGAGUCAGCUGCUACAUCGAAGUGCAGAAAUUUGUCUCAUUGAACCUUCAAAGAAAGAAAAGUCCAUGGAACUGCAAGAAAUUUUGAAGGCUAUUGCAGAUGAAGAGGAGAUCAAUCUUGAAAAAGAGCAUGACCUCCUAGCGGAGUCCGUUGCGAAUCAAUAUGGCCCCAGUGAGGGUCUCCACUCCACCGAUCUUCGGCACUUGGAAAGGCCCGGCUUGCUGGGCCUGGUGCGGAACUGCCUCAAAGCCCAGUGGGUCUUCGAGUCGGGGCUGCUGGCGGUGUCAACCUGGGCGGAUCGCGUCAAACGCCGUGGCAACGCCUUGCAGAACCGCUUGGCGUUGGUGAAGGCGAACUUUGAAGACCUGCAUGAUCGCUUGCGCGCCUUGCCCAGCUUUCGCCGUUUGGCCUUCGAAGAAAUCCACGCGGCGGGGCACUGGGGCCGGAAGCUCUCGGGUGGCGGCUCCAGUGCAGAAAUCACGGUGCCACUGGCGAAUCACCUGCUGCAGUUUCUCCAAACAGCACCAGGUCAAGUCGAAUCGAUGAUUGAUAUUGGCUGCGGCUGGGGCGAGUGGAUCCCUGCUGCACUGCAGAAGGGCGUUGGAGAUGGCAGAUUACCUGAGAGUUUCCGCUACCUGGGUGUGGAUAUUGCAUGGCAACCCAUCAAGCACUUGAAAGAAGUGCACAAGAACAGUUUCGCUCCAAAGUUGGAGUUUGAUGUUUUGGAUGGCGUCCAAGAUGAGCUUCCCAAAGGAUAUCAAGUGGCUUUGGUCCGAUAUGUCUUUCAGCACUUGAAUUUGAGAGAUGCUUUGAAUUUGCUCCGAAACUUACGUUCUGCCGUGGAUUUGGUGGUGCUUUCUUCUUGGCCAGACAGUGAGAACGAAGAUUUGGACAACUUUGGUGGUUCGUCUGCCUAUGCCGCCAUGGAACCUUCAAGUCUGGGGAAGUUCAAGAGUUACGACCUGCGGAAAGAGCCCUUCAACCUCCCUGCACCAUUGAGGCAUUUUUGCAAUCCAUGGCUCUGCCGGAAUUUCUGGUGGCGUUGUGUCGAGAUCCAGGUGUUUCUUUCAACGAGGCCACUGCAAGGGUACCAGGUGGUCAGCGAAAGCGGCUUGAUCUGAGAGCUGCGGAUUCGGUCGCGAAUUACGCGGCCUUCAGGCGGAUUGAUUGAAGAGCUGGAAUCGUAGGGGUUGGUAGCGGUGACGCAUUGAAAGCUGCGUAGCUUGAGGCAAAA